AUGGCAUUCAAAUACUUCGCCCUCUUCGCCCUCGUCGCCGUCGCCAGCGCCGCCGUCCUGCCAGUCGCCUACAAGCAGGUCGAGUACGCCGAUGCCCCGGCCGAGUACCAUUUCAACUACGAAGUGCACGAUGACCACACCGGAGAUAUCAAGAGCCAGCAGGAGGAGCGUCAUGGAGACAACGUUGUCGGACAGUACACCCUGAUCGAUGCUGAUGGAUACCGACGCGUCGUUGACUACACCGCCGAUGAGCACAACGGAUUCAACGCCGUGGUUCGUCGUGAGCCUCUGAGCGGACACAAGCUGGUGAAGGCCGUCGUCCCGGUCGCCAAGGUCGCUGUCCCGGUCGCCAAGGUGUACUCCGCCCCGAUCGCCAAGGUUGCCAUCCCCUCGUACCACUAUUAA
Messenger RNA from Anopheles coustani, 405 nucleotides. Its product is annotated as cuticle protein-like. Lineage: Eukaryota; Metazoa; Arthropoda; Insecta; Diptera; Culicidae. The coding region runs from base 1 to 405 and encodes 134 amino acids. The transcript is spliced from 2 exons. The record is from RefSeq and is a predicted model, not a curated record. Gene Ontology annotation, cellular component: extracellular matrix.